Thalassophryne amazonica is the source of this 3097-nucleotide messenger RNA. Its product is annotated as tyrosine-protein kinase fyna. Gene Ontology annotation, biological process: innate immune response; T cell receptor signaling pathway; protein phosphorylation. The record is from RefSeq and is a predicted model, not a curated record. Bases 189 to 1805 code for a protein of 538 amino acids. Gene Ontology annotation, molecular function: signaling receptor binding; non-membrane spanning protein tyrosine kinase activity; ATP binding. Gene Ontology annotation, cellular component: extrinsic component of cytoplasmic side of plasma membrane. The transcript has 12 exons. Lineage: Eukaryota; Metazoa; Chordata; Actinopteri; Batrachoidiformes; Batrachoididae.
UGUGAGCUUGACGCUGGUCGCCAUCGUCAUCAUCUGUACGCACGGCCACAGGAGCUUGUGAAUACUAUUCUCUCAAUGCGAAAAAAAAGAAACACUGACAGAGAGUAGAAAAAUACCGGCGAUUGUUGCUACUAAAACCUGUGUGGAAACUCCGAUGGAUUAAUGUGAAUUUCCUGCGACAGUAGAGAAUGGGCUGUGUCCAAUGUAAGGAUAAGGAAACAGCAAAGCUCACUGAUGACCGGGAGACCAGCCUGUCACACAGCUCGGGGUACCGCUAUGGGUCCGACCCCACACCGCAGCACUACCCCAGCUUCGGAGUCCCUACCAUCCCAAACUACAACAACUUCCACACCACCGCCCCCACACAAGGGGUGACCGUCUUCGGGGGAGUCCACACGUCCUCGCAGUCUGGGACGCUUCGGUCUCGAGGAGGAACAGGGGUGACUCUGUUUGUGGCUCUUUAUGACUACGAGGCCAGGACAGAGGAUGACCUCAGCUUCAGAAAGGGGGAGAGGUUCCAGAUCCUCAACAGCACUGAGGGAGACUGGUGGGAGGCUCGCUCUCUCACUACAGGUGGAACUGGUUACAUUCCCAGCAAUUAUGUUGCUCCAGUGGACUCGAUCCAAGCUGAAGACUGGUAUUUUGGUAAAUUAGGCCGAAAGGAUGCAGAGAGACAACUUCUGUCCAGCGGCAGCACCAGAGGCACUUUCCUCAUUCGUGAGAGUGAGACAACCAAAGGGGCCUACUCCCUCUCCAUCCAGGACUGGGACGACAUCAAGGGAGACCACGUCAAGCACUACAAGAUUCGCAAGCUGGACAGCGGAGGCUAUUACAUCACCACCAGGGCCCAGUUUGAGACUCUGCAGCAGCUCGUACAGCACUACUCCGCCAGGGCUGCAGGACUGUGCUGCCGCCUGGUCGUGCCGUGCCACAAAGGCAUGCCUCGUCUGGCUGACCUGUCCGUCAAAACCAAAGAUGUGUGGGAGAUCCCGCGGGAGUCGCUGCAACUCAUCAAACGUCUUGGCAACGGCCAGUUUGGAGAGGUCUGGAUGGGAACGUGGAACGGCACCACCAAGGUGGCAGUGAAGACUUUGAAGCCUGGCACCAUGUCGCCAGAGUCCUUCCUGGAGGAGGCUCAGAUCAUGAAGAAGCUGCGACAUGACAAGCUGGUGCAGCUGUAUGCUGUCGUAUCCGAAGAGCCCAUCUAUAUCGUCACAGAGUACAUGAGCAAAGGGAGUUUGCUCGACUUCCUGAAGGACGGAGAAGGACGAGGCCUCAAACUGCCAAAUCUGGUGGAUAUGGCAGCUCAGGUGGCAGCAGGCAUGGCGUACAUUGAAAGGAUGAACUACAUCCACAGAGACUUGCGUUCUGCCAACAUCUUGGUCGGAGACAGUCUGGUGUGUAAGAUCGCCGACUUUGGCCUGGCCAGGCUCAUCGAGGACAACGAAUACACAGCGAGACAAGGUGCAAAGUUCCCAAUAAAGUGGACCGCUCCCGAGGCUGCACUCUACGGCAAAUUCACCAUCAAGUCAGAUGUGUGGUCGUUCGGCAUCCUGCUGACAGAGCUGGUGACCAAGGGCAGAGUGCCCUACCCAGGUAUGAACAACCGGGAGGUUUUGGAGCAGGUGGAGCGUGGCUACCGGAUGCCGUGCCCUCAGGACUGCCCCACGUCCCUGCACGAGCUGAUGGUGCAGUGCUGGAAGAAAGACCCGGAGGAGAGGCCCACCUUCGAGUAUCUGCAGGCCUUUUUGGAGGACUACUUCACUGCCACUGAGCCACAGUAUCAGCCGGGAGAUAACCUCUGAGCGCUUGCUGCCCUCGCCGCCCAUCACAUCACCGGCUGUCCACCAGAGGGAGCCAGACACCACCAGUCCUUAUUCCCUGACAUCUGGCUUUGAGCUCCUCCAAAGGCGAGCCAAGGCUACGCCCGCAAACUGACUAUCAAAUCAAACGAUGUUUUGGUGAAUGACUGCCAUGGGGAUGAAAGAAGAGUUGUGAAAGUUGUAUGUAGUGUAAAUAUAAAUUGCUUGUUUACUUAUCUUUUUUGUUUGUUUGCUUUUGUUUAUUUGUUUCAUUUGAUAUUACUUUUGAUAUUUGGGAAAUGUGUAGAUUUUUUUUUUAAAGAUCAUAGUCAAAGGUAUGGCUUGUAGAAACAUGUCAGACUCACAGUUGGUAACAAAUCGUGACAUAAUAAUUGUAAGAACUAGUGUUACUUAGACAUCAUGGGCUAAAAUAUCUCAGAUAUGUUUCUGGGAGUCCACGCAACCUUUUUUGUUUUGUUUUUUUGUUUUGUUUUUUAAUCCAGGUUAACUAUACUGCUAUCCUCUUCUCAAGGAACUUAGAUGUGCUAUAACACAUGUUCUUGCCUUUUCAUGGUUAGUAAUAUUCUUAAAAUUAAGGGAAUGCCUUCAUGCUUUCUACACUAACUAAAUGCCUAUUGCAACAUGGACACUUCCACCCAACCUGUAUCGUCUGCACUGGUAUUAAGUGCAUCCAUCGCAUUUAUUCCUUACCGAAUCUUCUCCAACAGCAAUGUUCAACUAGUUGCUUAUUAUCCUGACACUAUUUUAAAACGUAACUUACAUCAUUGUAUGGCAGUGCACAGUGUAAGAAUUCUGCUUUGAACCUUCAGAUUGUUAACCAAACUGCCGUUUACGCGACAGACACGAAGGAUGUGUACGUGUGUGUGUGUGUGUGUGUGUGUGUGUGUUCAUCCCUCCAUAAUGUGUCUCUGGAAAUAACACGGCCUAGGAGACCAAGCAAUUUUUUGUUAAAUUUCAUUGGUUUUUUUUGUUUUUUUUUUGGGCCAGUCUUGUAUGUCAUCAUAGUUAUGUUUGCCUUCGACUCUGGAAAACAUUUUAUCACAGUGUCAAGCUUGAGCUUCUCUCUCUAGAUGACGAGUUUCAUUCCAGGACAACACAUCAUGUCUGUUUUUGUGUUGCUUUUCAGGGGAAGAAAAAGUGAACAAAACCUGAGAUUUUGUAUCACUUUGUCAUUUCAGUAGAUAGUAUAACGAAGGAAUGUUUUUGGUCUGCAUUAUUUAUUGUCUGUUACUUGUACACAGUUGGUUUUGAAAUAAACAACUUUACCAUCCUUA